Anastrepha obliqua is the source of this 2484-nucleotide messenger RNA. RefSeq names its product serine/threonine-protein kinase Nek8. The transcript has 16 exons. NCBI's taxonomy places the organism in Eukaryota, Metazoa, Arthropoda, Insecta, Diptera, Tephritidae. Gene Ontology annotation, molecular function: ATP binding; protein kinase activity. Bases 1 to 2484 code for a protein of 827 amino acids. Gene Ontology annotation, biological process: protein phosphorylation. The record is from RefSeq and is a predicted model, not a curated record.
AUGAAAAGUUUCAAAGCUAAAGCCAGUUCAUUACCGCUUUUUAAUGGACGAAUAUCCGAUUCAUCGAUAUCGAGUAACUCCUCAUCGAAUGCAAUUGCGUUUAAAUCCAAGAAGCGGGCUACGUUCAAUGGAGUUAUGCAACCGAAAAUCUUCACCAUAUCCAGCUCUGCAUCAUCAGCGCUAUCGUUGCUGAAGGAUGAGUCUCAAAAGUAUGCGCAGCUUCAAACAUCUGCAAAUGUGCAUAAUGGAGGCAGUGUCGGCCCCGAGAUGCAUAACUAUGAAAAACUUAGAGUGGUGGGACAAGGUUCAUUUGGAGUGGCAAUUUUAUAUCGGCGCAAAGUUGAUAAUCAUCACAUUGUAUUUAAGCAGAUAAAUUUAGCCGACUUAACGCCAUCCGAACGCGACUUGGCUAUGAACGAGGUGGAGGUAUUUUCCAAACUCCAUCAUCCGAAUAUAAUAAGUUACCUGGGCAGUUUCAUUCGGGACAAUGCAUUGCUGAUCGAAAUGGAGUACGCCGAUGGUGGUACCCUUGCUCAGGUCAUAGCCGAUCGGCCGCUGAAAGAUUAUUUUCCGGAACGCUAUAUCAUUGCAGUGUUUGAGCAGAUUUCAAGUGCCAUUAAUUAUAUGCAUUCCGAAAAUAUAUUGCAUCGGGAUUUGAAAACGGCAAAUGUGUUCUUGAAUAAACGUGGCAUUGUAAAGAUUGGUGAUUUUGGAAUAUCAAAAAUAAUGAAUACAAAAGUUCUGGCACAAACGGUUCUGGGAACGCCGUACUACUUCAGUCCCGAAAUGUGCGAGGGCAAGGAAUACGACAACAAAAGCGACAUUUGGGCAUUAGGUUGUAUACUUGGCGAAAUGUGUUGCCUGAAGAAAAGUUUCGCCGCCACAAAUCUUUCCCAAUUAGUAUCCAAAAUAAUGGCGGGCAACUAUACGACUAUACCAACAGGAUACUCGUCGGGAUUGCGCAGCCUUCUAAACAACCUUUUGCAGGUAGAUGCUUCGCGCCGCCCUAAGGCCUCUGAAAUUUUAGAGUAUUGGAUACCAUUGAUAUUUAGAAAUCUGGGCAAACAUAAGGGGUAUUCUUAUAAGGACGAUAUGUUUGCAAUUAACUCCCCCCAAGAAAAUGUUGAGUUCAGCUUCAAUUUGGAAACAGAUAAAUCUACACAAGCCUUGCCAGAUCUCCCAACAGAAUGUACCGAAAUGAGACAAGUGAUGAAUGCGGAAACUGCGGUGCCCAAUGAAAUAAUUUAUAAACGGUCUGUUCUAUACCAAUUGAAAGCGUUCGGCAACAGCUUCAACAUGAAUCCCAUACAGUUGCCUCCGAAAGCACGUAUACGCACGGUGGCAGCAAGCGAUUCUCAUUUUGUGGUAGUAAAUGAAGAUGGCUCCGUAUAUGCUUGGGGAGAAGGUACACAUGGACAACUUGGUUCUACAUCCCUCGAAGCGUGGAAGCAUUAUCCUAGCCGAAUGGAGAGUGUGCGCAACCAUAACAUUGUAAGUGCAUGCGUUGGCGAUGACUUCACUAUUCUACUAACGCAGUCCGGUGCAGUGCUCAGUUGUGGCGAUAAUUCAAAGUAUGCGCUGGGCCACGAGGAGAACAAAACCUUUCACACGCCGAAAAAUGUUGCCAAAUUACAGGAUAUACAAAUAGAGAAAAUAACAGCCGGCACAGAGCACGUGCUUGCCUUGAGCGCCGACGGUUCUAUCUACGUUUGGGGCACCAACCUGCACGGUGCGCUCGGAUUAGGUAAACUACAAACACAACAGAUAACCCCACAAAAAGUGCUGCUGCCACAUGUAAAUGGCAAGGCGGAGAGAAUCUUUUGCGGUCCCAAUGUUUCAGCAGUGCUUUUCAAAAGUGGCGACUUGUAUCUCUGUGGCUGCAACAAAUACAAGAAGUUGGGAUUCAAAAAAAAUAAUACAAUCACCGCAUUUAAAAAACUCCAACUGCCACACAAAAUCGUUGAUGCCAGCUUCUCGUCAAUGCACACCGUGUUGCUGGUUGAGAGCGGUCGCAUAUAUACGAUGGGCCGCAACGCAGAGGGACAGCUCGGCGUGGGACACACUAGUGAAGUAGAUCGGCCUACGCUCGUGGAGUUCAUAAAGCAUCGCGCCAUUGUGAAUUGCAAGUGCAAUGAUCAGGGAACACUGGUUACUUCCGCGGACAACGUUAUCACUUUCUGGGGUACUAGAAACGGCAUACCAGAGUUUGGAGAUGGUAAUUUCGAUAAGUUACCAUUUGGAAAUGAUGACAUUGAUUCGGAAAUCGGUAAUAGCACCGUGGCGUUUACGAAUUUCCUUGCUUCGGUUUAUAAAUCUGAACUUCUUUUAGAACCUGUAGACAUUUUGGCUUUGUACGCAUCCAAAGACCAAUACCAGAAGGGCUACUACAUUAAGGUAAAUAACAUUUAUCUAUUGCCACACAGUGUUUUAGUGUUGGUGGACACCACGACACCUUUGGUAUCCUCGCUGGCAGAGAUGCAGUAA